UUUGUUUUUGGGGAUUUUUAAGCUUAUGCUGAUUUUUAUUGAAAAUUUUUAUUUUAGGGAUAUUGAUUCUCCUAGAAAAAUAUUUAAAAAAAAUUUGCUUACAAAAAUGGAUUUACCACCCUCAAAAUUGGCGAGUACCGCAUCACGUGUUUGGGACGAGAGCACUAGUCACUUUCACAAAACUGAUAUAAAUAUUGAUCUCGGACUUCAUGGACUUUCAGAUAACAAAAAUGGGAAUGAAAAUUCACCCAAUAAACCGACGUCGUCUUCUGGCAUUUCUUCUGGAUAUGUUUUUGGUUCGAGGCUUUUUGAACGAGCGGCGCAAAAGGAAGACUCAGCUGGUUCAACUUCAAGUUCUUCAGAAAAUUCUAAAACAACUCCUGAUGUCUCUUCUAUUUUUCGACGGGUUGGUCAAAAGAUGUCGAGUUCUAACAAUGCAAAUGGAACAAAUAUGACAAAUGGAGGCAAUGGAGAAGCUCCUGAUUCUUCCUCUUCUAUCGAUAAAUUAAAAGAAUCCGCUGAAGAAUUUGCUCAUAAAAAUGCGUCUGUUAUGGUUUCGGAUGAUGGAGAACAUCUUUUGGUGGUGACUGGAGAAGAGGAGGAACAACAACUUUUAAAGAUUGAUUGCAAAUUUUAUCAUUACAAUUCUGAAACUAAACAAUGGCAGGAACGUGGUAUGGGCACUCUUCGAUUAAAUCAACAUAUCGGGUCUAAAGAUGAUAUUCGAUUAAUUGGCCGACAAUCAGGCUCUCAACGCGUUUUAAUCAAUUCAAAAAUCUUCCCUGAAAUGUUGUUACAAGAAUUGUCAGAAAAGAGAAUACAAAUUUCUGCUCAUACUGGGGAUGUUGAUUUGCCUCCGCAAUUGUUUAUAAUUCAGGCUUCUCCAUCUUCAAUAAUCAAUCUUCGAAUGUUGCUGCAAAAAUAUAUUGAAGCAAGCAAUCAUUCCAAAAAUAGGAGUAGCUGCUUGCAACAACGUAAACGACGACUUGAAGAGGAUAGUAAAACAAGUGGAGGAGAUAAUAAACAAAAAAGUGGGGAAGAAAGCGAUGAUGAUGAAUCAACAAUCUCUGCUGACAAGGGAACAAAAAAAUUUGUGAAAGAAAAAUCCCCCGUAAAUAAGGGUAUUUAA
This is a messenger RNA of Meloidogyne enterolobii, 1129 nucleotides long. The record is from the annotation of a GenBank genome assembly. Lineage: Eukaryota; Metazoa; Nematoda; Chromadorea; Rhabditida; Meloidogynidae.